AAUUGUCAAUCUGUUACACCAACGGCAAUGUUUUCUUAAAGCUGAUCUCUGCGGUCUAAAUUUUCCCUUUCGUUCACGUUGUUGUUGUGUUGUUGUUGUUGUUGUUGUUGUUGUUGUAAGCUCAAAAAUAAAAUUCUGGAGAAAUGGAUUCCACCGGGGCACAGCCAACUAAAGUCUGCCACGUAGUGGCCAUGCCCUAUCCCGGUCGAGGCCACAUCAAUCCGAUGAUGAACCUCUGCAAGGUACUGGUUUCCAAAAACAAAAACAUCCUCGUUACCUUCGUCGUCACCGAAGAGUGGCUUAGCUUAAUCGGCUCAGAAGCCAAGCCCGAUAACAUACGCUUCAGCUCCAUUCCUAAUGUUGUCCCUUCGGAGCGUGUCCGAGCCGCCAACAUGACAGCGUUCUUCGACGCCGUGAUGAGUCAAAUGGAAGCUCCGUUCGAGAGGCUUUUGGAUCGGCUUGAGCCACCGCCAAGUGUUAUUUUGGCUGAUACUUACCUGCUGUGGGCAGUUGGAUUGGGGAACCGGAGGAACAUCAGAGUGUCGUCGUUUUGGCCAAUGUCAGCCUCCAUGUUCUCGAUUUUUCAACAUUUGGUGAAAGGGAAGGAACGCGAGGACUACAUUCCAGGAGUUUCUUCAACACGAUUAAUAAUUGACCUUCCUAUCUUUAUAGCAGGAAUAAAUCCACAAGUACUACAGCAUAUCCUUGAUACUUUCUCUCGGUUGCCUAAAGCACAGUGUCUCACAUUCCCAUCCACCUACGAGCUUGAACACCAAAUCAUUGAUGCUCUGAGAGCUGAAUUCUCAAUUCCAAUUUACACUAUUGGCCCUGUAAUACCUUAUUUCCAAGUAGAAGACAAGCUAUCUCCAAGUACCCACCAAGCUGAUCCACUCAACUACAUAGAGUGGCUAGAUUGCCAGCCACCAAACUCUGUUUUGUACAUCUCAUUUGGAAGCUUUAUGCCAGUUUGUAGUGCCCAAAUGGAUGAAAUGGCUGCUGGUUUGAAGAAGAGUGAGGUUAGGUUCUUGUGGGUGGCUCGUGGCGAAACCGAGAGGUUGAAAGAGGAAUGUGGUGGGGAUAAGGGACUGGUGGUGCCCUGGUGUGAGCAACUGAGGGUUCUGUGCCAUGAUUCUGUUGGGGGGUUUUUGAGCCAUUGUGGGUGGAAUUCUAUCCAAGAAGGUAUUUUUGGUGGAGUUCCUUUUCUUGCUUUGCCAUUGAACAUUGAGCAACGCAGUAAUGCUAACUUAGCGGUGGAGGAUUGGAAGGUUGGGUGGAGGGUGAAGAAGGAUGUUGAUAACGUUGGGAAAGGUUUGGUGAAAAGAGAGGAAAUUGCAGAUUUGGUGAAAGGGUUUAUGGAUUUCAAAAGUGAUGAAGGGAAAGAAAUGAGGGGAAGAGUAAGAGAGCUUCAGAAGAUAAGUCAUGACGCUAUUGCACAAGGUACUGGAUCAUCUGAAGCCAACAUCAAUGCCUUCAUUAGAGACGUUUGCCAAUGUUAAAGCAAAAUUUCAAGAAUUGUGCUGUUGUCAUUCUAGAACUAUCUCAAUUCUAUAGCCGUUCAAUUCUGCAAAAUGUUAAUUUGUAUUAAUACAGUAAAACCUCUUUAAAGUCAUAUUUUAUAUUUGAAUAAUUUCUAUAU
This is a messenger RNA of Ziziphus jujuba (common jujube), 1636 nucleotides long. Its product is annotated as UDP-glycosyltransferase 87A2. The record is from RefSeq and is a predicted model, not a curated record. Lineage: Eukaryota; Viridiplantae; Streptophyta; Magnoliopsida; Rosales; Rhamnaceae. The transcript has 2 exons. Gene Ontology annotation, molecular function: UDP-glycosyltransferase activity. Bases 144 to 1496 code for a protein of 450 amino acids.